Meloidogyne enterolobii is the source of this 564-nucleotide messenger RNA. The record is from the annotation of a GenBank genome assembly. Lineage: Eukaryota; Metazoa; Nematoda; Chromadorea; Rhabditida; Meloidogynidae.
AUGACUCAAACAAACUUAAAAAAUUCUUUUUUCAGAGGUUUUCCAUGUAAAAACUCCAAAGCUUUAUUUGGCAGCCCUUUACAUAUGAAUUCUUUUACUCUGCUCAAAUUUAAUUUGGCAAUUACUGAUUUUGCUAUUUUACUUGUUCACGCACUUGGAAAAUUAAUUUGGUUAUUGUCUUAUCGUUGGUUAUUUGGAGAUAUUGGUUGUAGACUUUAUCAGUUUCUCUCUGCUUUUACUUAUUAUUCCAAUUCUAAUGUUGUUGUAGCUAUUGGUAUUGAUAGGCUAAAGGUCGUUUAUUCAAGCCAAGUUCAAGGAAGCAAUGGUUCUUCAAUCCGUAGGGUACGGCUUUUCUUGGGAAUAGCUUGGGCCUUAGCCUUUAUUUGUGCAUUGCCCCAAAUUUUUUUCUGGACAAAUUUUGAAUUAAGCAAAGGAUGGUCUCAAUGUACAACAAUUUGGCAGGUGUGUGAGGAUAUUUAAAUUAUAUAAUGAUAAAUUUGUGAUAGAAUAGUUAACUAGUGGAAGAUAAAAAUGAGAUGGUAAUUUAGAGAAAUGUCGAUCAAG